CGUUGUAGGUCUGCAGGUCGAGCAGUGAACUAAUUUCUAAGUCGUCCGGUUCCUUCACGAGAUUAUAUGAUUGUAGGAUCUUGAGGUAUUCGGGAACAUUACGAUGUUUAAUCAAUGAAUGUUAUAGAUGGAGACGUCAAUAGCACACUGCAAACAGAUAGGAAUACCUUCCAUGCGGAAUCAAGUGUGAUUUACGAGGUGUCAGCGAUCUUAGGCGAUGUAAUUGAAAUGUUUGCUUUCAAGUGAAAGACCUAAGAUAUUACACGUUAGUUGGGUGCUCAGUUGCGAAAGCUUAACAUCUAGAUCGAUUCAGUGUGUUUUGGGUGGUGGUUUCGGCGACAAGUUAGAAGAAACAUAUCUGGAAAAAUGCUGUAGACUGGUAAAUGCAAUCCCAGAGGGGACAGAACUCCAAGAUUAAGUAAUUAUCUUCAAGGAAAAUCAGCUCUGUAGCAGUAGACAGUCCCAGAUGAAAUGGCGGCGUCAACGGAGUCGGGUGGAUUUAAAGUUUCGGAAGGGGUAGUUGUACAGGCUUCACCCGUGAAUAUAGCAGCACCGUUCUGUCAGCACGCUGAUAUAAAUGUACCACUUUUGGGAGACAAAGGAAGUAAAAUAGAUAAUGAUUCAGUGGAUGUACAAUAUCUAAAAUUGGAUUUAGAUUCAAAUGUAUAUAAGUUGAUUCCACAAUCAGAUGAUAUAAACUGCCUCCGAUCGAAUCCCUUGAUUGUUAUGUGUUUGGUUGGCUUCGCAGAACAUCGACCAAUUUCUCUAUAUCCCGACCUUCUUUGGCACUAUAUCGUGAAGGGUGUUGCGUUCCAUGUGCAUUCUAACCCAGAUGAAUUACGUGACAUAUUUGUGGACCAUGCGGGCAAAAGGGAUGUUGUUAUAAAGCGCCUUGAAACAGAUCGAGAGGAGACGAAUGUUGAUAAAUGGAGAAAUCUGAUCAGAGAAUUCGCGGCUCAAAUUCAGCCAAGUUUGAAAGAGACGUCACAGAUUGUCUACGGAGACAGAUUUAGUACCACAACAGAUGUAAUCACAGAUGUCUCUCGUAUCGCACUCAUGGACACUGCUCAGAGGUGUUUCCGGUUCAAAUCAGUUAUCAUUUGCGGAAUUCCAAGCGUGGCAUUACUCGGCAAUGUUGACGAUUGGCGACAGCUAAAACGUCAAACAGAGGCCUUGAUCAAACUGUUUGAGCCAUUCGAUGAUGAAUUAAACUUAAACUGGUGGAAGAGGGCUAUACUGUCAGUCUUGGAGAAGCUUAUCAAAUGCUAUGAAUGCCCGGAUGAAAAAGCCAACGCUGAUUGGAUGGCAAGAAUUUUCAAAAGUAAUCGAGAAUUUUACGGUGGCGAUAAAAACGUUACUGGUUGGAUCAACGUUUUCUUUCCGUAUGUGGGCUACAAUACCUUAGAGCCGAACGAAAUGGCCAAGGUGGCUUAUUGUGUUAAUCGAUCCAGAAGCACCUACGUGGACAGUGAUGAUGAUUUAGACACUUUUGAUAUUGUUGAAAAUACUGCAAAUGUUGAACUUCCAGACAAUGUCGCAUAUGAUAAUAAAACGGGUGAUACAGAUUCAGAUGAAGACAGCGUUCUAUCAUACGCAACGGAUCACGAGUCAUUCCAGCAGACGGCGCUUUACCCAAAAGCAAUUUCAACUGCCCCAUUUACAUUGAACGAAAUGGGAACAUUAACCAAGAUGGCGUUUAAUGGCGGACCGUGCUGCGUAACUGAGCAGACUGUUCAAAUCGAAGGAGGUCCUACUCAGAUAGGGACCCUACAUGUACCGUUUGGUUGGUCCGUUGUGACAGACAAGCCAUCUAAACAUGGUUGAUGACCUCUCACUGAAAUGUUGAUAUAAAUGUGGUCGGCCCUAACUAAACUGAUGUACUGCAGAUUUAAAAGUGUAAAAAUUAUAGGCGAUUGAAAUAAUCUCAGUUUUGUUGCUGUUCUUCAUUUUGCCUGUCAAAUUCAGAUAAAAGUUAAAGGCAGAAUCAGAUCUAUAGUGGGUGACAAAAUUACAAGCGACUUUUAUAAUUUACCUACCAAUCUCUUCCUUACAAAUACAAUAUCUCCCAAAAGAUUCACAAUAUGUUAUAAAUUAGUGAAGUUAUUAAUGAUUCAAAGUGCAAAAAUGGGUGGAAAUGUUUAAAUCCUCCCAAAUAAUAAGAAAUUACCAUUCUUAUAGAAAAAGAAUACAUUAUUGUAAAAAUCUUUAGUUUUCC
Messenger RNA from Owenia fusiformis, 2215 nucleotides. The record is from the annotation of a GenBank genome assembly. Lineage: Eukaryota; Metazoa; Annelida; Polychaeta; Sabellida; Oweniidae.